Messenger RNA from Eruca vesicaria subsp. sativa (arugula), 1564 nucleotides. The record is from the annotation of a GenBank genome assembly. Lineage: Eukaryota; Viridiplantae; Streptophyta; Magnoliopsida; Brassicales; Brassicaceae.
AAAAUCUUUAACUUUUUAGGGUUUGAGCUCUGUCUCGAUCUUUCGUCUUUAGAUUUGGCUUUUUUCUUCUUGAUGAGACCUCUUCUGCAAGAUCCUCGUGAUUCCACUUUAACGCCUCCCUUCUUCUUUUUGUUUUUAAACAUCUCUGAAAAUAUUCAAAGUAUCAUUUACUAUUAUUUAUAUCCCCUUUUAAAUGUUUCAUUUCCCUUCAAACUUCUCCAAAGUUCCUAAAACUUUUUUCUCAGCUAUGAACAGCGACGGAGUCUGGCUCAACGACGCCGUAGAACGUUCUCAGGCGAGCUACAACGAUGAGCCUAGUACGUGGGUUAAAAACCCAGAAGAAAACUGGUUUAAUAACACACAACCACCACCACACGAUGCUUCUCAAAACAGUGGUGGGUUUCACUUAAACCCUUCAGAGAAUCUCCUCUUCCUUCUUCAGCAAUCCAUUGACUCCUCAUCUCCUUUACAACACUUAACACUCGGUUCUGCUACCCCUCAACAACAACAAGAACAAUCUUUCUUAGCUACAAAAGCUUGCAUCGCUUCUCUCCUCAACGUCCCUCCCAACAACCCUUUUGAUGACUUUGGUUUCGACUACUCUGCGAUUUUAGGACAACUCCACACACCAAACUCAAUGAGUUUCCCUGUAAUGACUUCACCAACACCGGACUUCCUCCCCUCCCGGUCAUGCAAUGUCUUCAGCCCUCUGGAGUUUGAGGGACUCGCUAGUGGCGUUUUCGAGAACAGAGCUAAUAAGGUUCUGAAACCUUUAGAGGUUUUGCCUUCCUCUGGUUCUGAGCCGACACUGUUCCAGAAACGAGCUGCAAUGCGUCAGAGUUCGAGUAGCAAAAUGUGCAACUCUGACUCUUCUUCUUCUGAGAUGAUGAGGAGAUCAAGGAGCUACGAGAGAGAGGUUGUUGUUGUUGAUGAGACUAGUACUGGUUUGAACUAUGACGAGUCUGAUGAGCAUAAUUACAACAAAGGGAAUAAGAAGAAAGGAAUGCCUGCUAAGAAUCUAAUGGCUGAGAGAAGGAGGAGGAAGAAGCUUAAUGAUAGGCUUUACAUGCUCAGAUCAGUUGUCCCCAACAUCAGCAAAAUGGAUAGAGCAUCUAUACUUGGUGAUGCUAUUGAUUAUCUUAAAGAGCUCUUACAGAAAAUCAAUGAUCUUCAUACCGAACUUGAAUCUACUACUCCAUCAAGCUCUUCAGGCUUAACACCGUCACCACAGACACUACCUUACCGUGUUAAGGAAGAGUUGACUCCUCAUUCUUCCUCCUUGCCAAGCCCUAAAGACCAGCAAGCAAGAAUUGAGGUUAAGUUAAGGGAAGGAAAUGCAGUGAACAUUCACAUGUUCUGUGGAAGACGGCCUGGUCUUUUACUUUCCACCAUGAGAGCUUUGGAUGACUUAGGAUUAGAUGUUCAGCAAGCCGUGAUUAGCUGUUUCAAUGGUUUUGCUUUGGAUGUUUUCCGUGCUGAGCAAUGCAAAGAUGGUCACGAGGUGUUGCCUGAACAAAUCAAAGCAGUGCUUCUAGACACAGCUGGUUACUCUGAUUUGCUUUGA